Panthera uncia (snow leopard) is the source of this 957-nucleotide messenger RNA. It is a transcript of the gene DLEU7, whose product is annotated as deleted in lymphocytic leukemia 7. The record is from RefSeq and is a predicted model, not a curated record. NCBI's taxonomy places the organism in Eukaryota, Metazoa, Chordata, Mammalia, Carnivora, Felidae.
AUGGCCUUGAGUUGCCGGGCGAUCCAGGGCUCUCUAAAAGAUACGAGGAAACCCAGACAGUAUAAGCUACGGAGCGAAUUCAGCGGCCAGCCCGGGUCACCCACUGCGGGCCGGGGGCGGGGGCGGGGCCGGCCCCACCCGGGAGAAGCCAGGGGGCCGCGAGGCCUCGGGUUAGGAAAUGUGACCCUGGCGACCCCAAACGCCCCCGCCCCUCUCGCUCGCUGCUGCACCUGCCCGCGGAGCGCGCCGAGCCGCCGACAGGGAAGCCGGCUUAGCCCCGCGCCCUUAGUGGCCUCCAUCAGCCACCAAAUGGUGGCUCUGCAGAUUCUGCAGCUGCUGCAGCAGGAGUGGGGCUGAGGGGACGGUCCGAGCGACCCCGGGAGCCCGCGCGAUCCAGACCGCGUGUCCGCCGCCCCAGCGCGUCGCAUAGGCAGGCCCUCGGCCGGCCGGGCCUGUCCUGGGGCGCCAGGAUGGGGGGAGGGCAGGAAUGGGGGUUCUGGCGCGCGGGUCAGCUCCCCAGAAGCGGAAACGGUGCGAGGCGCCGAGGGGGGCGCGGACUGCACCCUGGCCCAGAUGGGCAUGCGCAGCGCGCUGGCCCGCGUGGUGGCCUCGACCUCGGAGCUGGUCAGCGUGGAGCAGACGCUGCUGGGCCCCCUCCUGCAGGAGAGGUCCUUCCCCAACCCUCCGAAGGAUAGUGUUGAGUUUAGACACAUCUGCAGUCAUUUGGCUCUACAAAUUCAAGGACAACAGUUUGACAGAGAUCUGGGUACUGCCCACCGGUGUUUGAAGACAAUAGUCAUGAAGCUGAUUCAGUCACUUGCUAAUCUUCCUUCAGAUGUCCUCAUGGUAGCCUGUGCUUCUUUGAGACAGAUCUUACAGAAUCUCCCAGACGCAUGGAUGCUCAAGACACCAGAAUUAGAACCACAGCCAGUACUGCUAAGAGGACUGGGUACCUGA